UUUACCGGAAGUGUUAGUCCGUCAUGUCGCCCAGCAUCCGCGAUGGAGAGCAUCGUUCCUGUCGAACGAAGUCACGAAGAUGUGGAGGGAGGAAACAGUAGAACAACCGAUGAUCAUCACGUGAGCUGUGCUCGUGUCGAUCUCUUACAUUAGCUUCGCGUCACUGAGCCAAGUGCUGCCGGAAGUGUCCGCGCCACGCAGUGAAGGACUCAUGCGGCCGCGCGUCUCUCAUCGGAAGGUAUCGCUGUGUGGUCAAUGUUCUCCCGCCCCGCUGCCGUGCUCGACAAACAUGAGUGAGGCGGUGGUGUCAUGACGUGUGAAGAGCGACUCCCUGUUGCGGCUCUCCGGCUGAGCAGAGGCGCGACCUGCCCAUGGCCACCGCGCGCCACUGGAAGCUCGCGGACGUGGCGCCUCUCAACUGGAGCUCCCCGGCCCUCGGCCCCCGGCCGCCGCGCUGCGUGAACGGCUCCCAGUGGAUCCUCUACCUGCUGCAGGAGUGUGUGGAAAACACCUGGGAGUACCUGAGCGUCGUCGUCGGACUGGUGUCCAUGCUGUGCUUCUUGCUCUCCACCAUCCCGCAGGUGUACGAGGCUCACCGUAACGGCAAGGUGGAGGAAGCCAUGUCCCUUGGCUUCCUCUUGUGCAUCUUCAGUGGAGACCUCACCAGCUUCGCGGGGGGAUACCUCACCUGCCAGUUACCCAUUCAGAUAGUUGCAGUGGUUUCCUACAUCAUCACAGACCUGAUCCUCAUCUCCCAGUUUGUCUAUUAUAAGAUCAAGAACAGCACCAGCACAAAGUCGCCAGUGUUGAAGUGGCUGUGCUUCCUGUGGUGCGGAGCCGCGACACUCCUGCUCAUGGCUUUACCUAAACUCAUCACAGACUCAGACAGUGUAUCUAUCGAUGCCGAGGAGCCAGGAGCCUCAAACUCAGUUGAAGUCAGUGGCUACAUCUGUGGAUACACCUCCGCUGCCUUCUACCUGUUGUCACGCUUCCCCCAGAUUCACAAGAAUUUCCAGCGCCAGUCCACAGAGGGAACCUCCUACAUGCUGUUCGCGCUGGCCAUGAUGGGCAACACCAUGUAUGGAGCCAGCGUCAUCUUGGUCCUUCCUGCGCUGAGGAGCUCCAAGCUGACCUUCAUCAUCAAGCACCUGGCUUGGCUGAUCAGCAGCCUGGGUGUGUUGGUGCUUGACCUCUUUAUAACUCUCCAGUUUAUAAUCUACAGGAAGAACUCCAGCAAUACAAAGGCGCUGAGCCAUGUUCCGGAGGUGGAACCACUGCUAUGUGACGAGGAGGAGGAGGAGCUGUCCGUCCUCUAGAGGCAACUGGCAUUUGGAGGGACUGUCUCUGUCCAAUCCUCUGGGCAACACACUGUUGGAGAAAUAGUCAUUUUUGAAAGUUGAUUUCCAGCAAAUGAGCUGAGGUUUUCAAUGGCAGCUGCAGGGUGCUUUGCCAAACGGCACUGCUCUGGAGAAAGGAUGCGCCUCCUGCUGGUCACUGACAGUUUUAUAACAGAUGCCUGUCAUGUGGUAUCAUUUGCUGAAGAAAGAAAGUGCCUUCCGUUCGAGUUUUUUGUGAUAGAUAUCUAUUUUGUAUUUCCACCCGUGUUACCAAAUAAGCUUCACGGGAGGACGACUGCUGCACUGCGGUACAGCCCUGGACGUCAGCGACGCUCUGCUCUGUGCUUAACUGUAAACAAGGUCUCAGCUAUAUAGAGUUCACCUGACCAUGGCGGUGGGGCAGCACGGUGAACUGACAUGUGCUUUCUACCUCAGCUGUGUGACCUGAAACGUAGUGGGUGGUGUGUAUGUCUUUUAAGCUUCCAUUUAAAAUGAAGUGACUUUGAUAUUAAUUAUUGCCAGGAAAUCGUUUUUUUCCCCACUAAGAAUACAUGUUUUAUUUAACACAAUAAUGUCUUGGAGACAAGACACUUGCUUCCACGCUUGGUAUUGUACAAGGAUUUCAUGGCUGAGAGGGUGGGAAUUGUGUGCAAUGUAGCGUUGUCUUCUGUGACUCUACAGACUUCAAAUAAACAGGACUGUAUUCCA
Messenger RNA from Synchiropus splendidus (mandarinfish), 2045 nucleotides. Its product is annotated as lysosomal amino acid transporter 1 homolog. Bases 372 to 1316 code for a protein of 314 amino acids. NCBI's taxonomy places the organism in Eukaryota, Metazoa, Chordata, Actinopteri, Syngnathiformes, Callionymidae. The record is from RefSeq and is a predicted model, not a curated record. The transcript has 7 exons.